Molecule: messenger RNA, 4509 nt
Organism: Betta splendens (Siamese fighting fish)
Lineage: Eukaryota; Metazoa; Chordata; Actinopteri; Anabantiformes; Osphronemidae
Gene: cblb
Product: Cbl proto-oncogene B, E3 ubiquitin protein ligase
Exons: 19
Coding region: 770-3613 (947 amino acids)
Biological process (GO): negative regulation of epidermal growth factor-activated receptor activity; cell surface receptor signaling pathway
Cellular component (GO): membrane raft; plasma membrane
Molecular function (GO): receptor tyrosine kinase binding; SH3 domain binding; phosphotyrosine residue binding
Source: RefSeq, a predicted model, not a curated record
AUUUGUUCCCUUUUCCCCUUGGAGCCUGGUACUGCUGGAGGUUUCUUCCUUUAUAAAGCGUUUUCUCUCCACCGUUGCUAUUUACCUUUAAAUAAAUAUUCAGUCACCUGCGACCUACGGAGGUCGCAGGUUUUUCCAGAGUUUUACAUGCUUGCUGUAAGUGAAAUACUUAAACUGAACGAAUGGACCAGGUCGCUUUCGCCGAUGCCUCGGUCGGUUCCUGGAGAUCAUUGCUUCACAGGCCAGUUUACCCUCCUUACGCAGGGACAGCUGCGUCAAGUCAGCUAGGGGAUGCACAGAUCGUACAGGAAGUAUAACAACAAUUUCAAAUUGUAAAAAGAGACUACAGUUGUUGCACGGGAAAUAUUAAUAUGGUAUGCAUGAAAGUGUUUUAAUACAACUCCUACUUUACCUUACUUUACUGUAAAGUAAAAUAGUGAUCAGGCCGUCUUUGUUCCUCGUUGAGGAUUUAUUUUGAAAUGUGAAAACGGAUGUGUAUUUUGUACUAUUUUUUAGCUUUACGCCGAUGUAGCUGUUGAAAACAAAGUACAGAGCUGCCGGCUCGCGUUGAUCGAACUCCUCGACGGCUUCGCGGAAACACCCUGUCCAAGACGAAUUUAUAACACAAUAUUUAUGGCCAAGUAACAGGGCCGAACGCGCCUUAGAGCCUACAUCCUCUUCACCUCCUUCCGGAGUCCUUCUUGUUUGUGUGCUUGAUGUCGAAUGAUUUCAGCCGGGAUCCCUCCAAACAAUCUCCGGUGGCUUGGAAAUGGCAACUGCUCUUAAUGGCCGAAAUGCUGGUGGCCGCGCACCAAACCAAAGCAAAGGAAGGAUUUUAGGCAUCAUUGAUGCCAUCCAGGAUGCUGUGGGGCAACCCAAACAGGCAGUUGCUGAUCGACGGACUGUGGAGAAAACCUGGAAACUCAUGGAUAAAGUUGUCCGACUUUGCCAAAAUCCCAGACUCCAGCUGAAAAACAGUCCGCCAUACAUUUUGGACGUCUUGCCUGAUGCCUACCAGCACCUGCGACUUAUACUCGGCAAAUAUGAAGAGAUCCAGAAACUGGCACAGCUCAGUGAGAACGAGUAUUUUAAAAUCUACAUUGACAGCCUCAUGAAGAAAUCCAAACGGGCCAUCCGGCUCUUCAAGGAGGGGAAAGAGAGGAUGUACGAGGAGCAGUCACAGGACAGGAGAAACCUGACCAAACUGUCUCUGAUCUUCAGCCACAUGUUGGCUGAAAUCAAAGCCAUCUUUCCAGGGGGACGAUUCCAAGGGGAUACCUUUAGGAUUACCAAAGCUGAUGCUGCUGACUUCUGGAGAAAAUCUUUCGAGGACAAGACAAUAGUACCAUGGAAAAUCUUUCGACAAUGUCUACAUGAACUCCAUCCAAUUAGUUCGGGCCUUGAAGCCAUGGCCCUUAAAUCUACCAUUGACCUCACCUGCAAUGAUUACAUCUCUGUGUUUGAGUUUGACAUCUUCACACGCCUCUUCCAGCCAUGGGGCUCAAUCUUAAGAAACUGGAAUUUCCUGGCAGUGACUCACCCUGGCUACAUGGCCUUCCUUACCUAUGAUGAAGUCAAAGCCCGACUACAGAAGUACAUCAACAAGCCUGGCAGUUACAUCUUUAGACUGAGCUGUACACGACUGGGCCAGUGGGCUAUUGGCUACGUGACUGGUGACAGCAACAUACUGCAAACCAUCCCCCACAACAAACCUCUGUUUCAGGCCCUCAUCGAUGGCUACAGGGAGGGUUUCUACUUGUUCCCUGAUGGUCGCAGUUACAAUCCUGACCUCACUGGUUUAUGUGAGCCAAUGCCUCAUGAUCACAUCAAAGUGACACAAGAGCAGUAUGACCUGUACUGUGAGAUGGGCUCCACCUUCCAGCUUUGUAAAAUUUGUGCUGAGAACGACAAAGAUGUCAAGAUUGAACCUUGCGGUCACCUUAUGUGUACUUCCUGUCUCACAGCCUGGCAGGAAUCCGAUGGUCAGGGCUGUCCGUUCUGCCGUUGUGAGAUAAAAGGUACAGAACCCAUCAUUGUUGAUCCCUUUGAUCCAAGACAUGAGGGCACCAAAUGUUUCUUCUUGGACCAGCAAAUCUGCCAAAUGCUCGAACUGGAUGAUGAAGAAGACAGAGAGGACUGUCUGGUCAUGAAUGGACUGGCUAAUAUCAGAAAGCACUGUGUCGAGCGCCAGAAUUCGCCCAUGAUGUCUCCCACCUCUUCACCUGUCAGCCAACACAGAAAGGGCCACGGAGGAGAUCUGGGACACUGCGUCCAGCACCUCAGCCUCCCUCCUGUCCCUCCCAGACUCGACCUUAUUCAGAAGGGUGCCAUCUGCUCCCCGUCUGCUAGUCCCACUAGCUCUCCGAAGUCUUCACCAGGCAUGUCCAGGAGAAAAGACAAGCCUCUACCGGCUCCACCUCCACCCCAGAGGGAACCUCCACUACCUCCACCUGAGCGCCCCCCUCCCAUACCAUCAGAGUCACGCCAAUUUUGGCUCCCCACUUCAUCUUCCACUUCUUCCUCAAUGUCGUCUUCCAGCAGUGGAAUGUCUGACCCACAGAUCCCCCCUGAGACACGCUGCCACAAAGACAGCAAUGUGACAGAAGCUGAAAAGCAGGCCCAGUUUGGGCCCAAUGGCCCUUCACACGGAAGACGACUCAGUUGUCCAUCUGCUGGAUCUGGGAAGACAUAUCACCAAAUGGAGGGGCCAAGACAUUCUGAGAACUGCAAGCCCUGUGUCAAGAACUUCGAGGAGCCUAACAGUAACACCCCUACCAGCAGCAGCAUCAUCCAUCUUGCUGCAGAACGACAGCACAGGGCCAUGAAGAUGAUGAAUGAUGACUAUCAGAUCCCUUCUUCGCAUCUGUCGCUGAGCCAGACUCCUGUCUGCAUAUUUUCACCCAGCAGGCACUUGGGUGAUGAAUCUUCUGAGUCCAGCACUGGUGAGAAGAAGCUGCACGCCCCUGAGCCUAGUGGAAACACAGAGGUGGCCGAAGCAUUAGCAUCAUUCCCCUCCAGCACCAUCACAACACCCUCUGACUAUGAUAUUUUGUUGCCCCCACAAGCAUUAGAAGACCCCUUCAACAGCCUUCCUCCUUCCCAGCCCCCUCCUCUGCCUCCCCCUCCUCCACCAGAGCGACACAGCUUCAUUGAUCUUCCCUGCUCGUUAUCCGCUUCAUCCUGCACCUUCUCCAUAUCUUCACACCGGCCCUCAUCUGGGCAUAACCAUUUGCUAUUAACUUCUGACAAAGCGCUGGACAUUCUGAACAGUGCUGCUCCUCCACCUCCAACCAGAUGGCAAACAGAAAAUGUUAAAGGAUCCAGAGGUGGAUCCAAGCAUGAUCGUCUAUCAUCUCAAGUUUCCUUAGAGUGUUUGCAGGCCCCUUCCAGGCCCCCUAAGCCUCUCCCAAGGAGGAUUACUCCAGACGUUCAUGCAGGGAGACCGCAGAACCUGGAGUCAGAGAGCACAGAUGCAAAGAUUGCCCAGCUGAUGGGUGAGGGAUACUCCUUCGAAGAAGUGAAGCGAGCAAUGAUGAUUGCCCAGUACAAAGUGGAUGUGGCUCGAAAUAUUCUCAGAGAAUUUGCUUUAGUGGCUCCAAGACUGAACCUGUAAUUCCCAAGCCAUAAAGCUGUGCUGGAAUGGGUAUAAUAAAAGGGCUUCCUCAUUCUGCCUGGCUUUUCCCAACAGUGUCUAAAACGAAAAGAUGUACGAAGCAAGACCAAGGGAAAAUAAUAUGGUAAUAUGUGGUGACAGGAAGCAGUAGCUUGUUGUUUACAAUGGGCUUUAAAUUAUUGUGACAUGCUGCUUCUACAUACUGCAACCCUCCAGACUGGUAGGUUCUCUGCUCCAGAGAACCAGGUGGUUUCAGCUACCUGGUAUUGUCAUUGGCACUUACACCCAGUGGGGGGAGCCAAACCCCACACUUCUGACUCCCUUCAGGGUCUGUGCUUGACUGCUGUGCUUCUCUUCCCUUUGUUGUUGCCUUUUACAGAGUAUGUACCUUACUGUUUGCUGAGUCUGAGUAACUCAACAACAAGCUCUGGUGAGUGAGUGGUUUGAUGGAUCCAGAGGAAGCUUUAUUGAUUUAUGUCUCAUCAUCUGAGGUCUUGUGUUACUUGACCAAAGAUUUAGUUCAGUGGUAACUCAACAAGCUUUAUUUGUUUUUGAAGGUGUUCCUCCUUCAUCCACAAGGCUUCUUGAGUACUGACUGACUGACUGACUGACUGACUGACUUACUGACCACCGACUCAUGGACAGGCCUCAUUUUCAACUCCAUGCUCCAGCUUAUAGACUGCCAUGUAUAAUCUGACUGUUUUAGAGCUUCUGAUCCUGUGGCUGCUUUUACUUGUUCAACUGGGUUUCACAUAAUCAAGGCUUCUUAGAACUGAACAGUGUUUGAUUCAUCUUCCUUCAAAAACAAAAGUUGAUCAUCUUUGAGAACAAAGAAAAUUAUGGCAUUACCUCAAAUAACCUCUUAUGAGUAUUAAAGCACAUUUUAAGUCAACUGA